GACCUGCCGCUUCCCACCAACACCACAACCUCUCUCACUCCGACAUUGAAACGUUAAGUUUUCUUUGUCUCUUUGUACUUUUCUCUUAAUUCAUUGCACGAGAGGAAAUCAUCAGCCAUGUCUUUCGGCAAGGUCUACAGCGUCAAGGACCACCCCCGCACCCAGCCCAUUCUGGCUGUUGCUAAGGAGAAUGGCCUUGACAUCGAGCUCGUCGAGACUGUUCCCGGCCAGGUCUCUACCGACUACCUGAAGCUGAACAAGCUCGGCAAGAUCCCCACUUUCGAGGGUGCCGAUGGCUUCGCUCUCUCUGAGUGCAUUGCCAUCGCCGUCUACGUCACCUCUCAGAACGAGAAGACCGCCCUGCUCGGCAAGACCAAGCAGGACUACGCCUCCAUCCUUCAGUGGAUGUCCUUCGCCAACCAGGAGGUCCUCCCCAAGCUUGCUGGCUGGUUCCGUCCCCUGAUUGGCAAGGAGUCCUACAACAAGAAGUCCGUUGAGGAGUCUCAGAAGGCCGCCCUCAAGGCCGUUAAGGUUCUUGAGGAGCACCUGACCGUCCACACCUACCUCGUCAGCGAGAGGCUCACUCUCGCCGAUAUCUUCGCUGCCUCUAUCUGCCAGCGCGGUUUCCAGUACUUCUUCGAUAAGCAGUGGAGGUCCGAGAACCCUGCCACCACCCGUUGGUUCGAGACCGUCGUCAACCAGCCCAUCUGGACUGCCGUUGCCGAGAAGUUCAGCUUCAUCGACGAGGCUAUCAAGAACGUUCCCCCCAAGAAGGAGGCUGCUCCCAAGAAGGAGGCUGCCCCCAAGGCGGCCAAGCCCGCUGCCGAGGCUGAGGAUGAGCCCGCUCCUGCCCCCAAGCCCAAGCACCCCAUUGAGGAGCUUGGCCGCCCCACCUUCGCUCUUGACGAGCUAAAGCGCAAGUACUCCAACGAGGAGACCCGCGAGGUUGCCCUUCCCUGGUUCUGGGAGAACGUCAACUUCGAGGAGUACUCUCUCUGGAAGUUGGACUACAAGUACAACGACGAGCUGACCAUGACCUUCAUGACCUCCAACCUGAUUGGCGGUUUCUUCACUCGUCUUGAGGCUUCCCGCAAGUACAUCUUCGGUGCCGCCUCCGUGUACGGUGUCACCAACGACUCCGUCAUCCAGGGUGCCUUCCUCAUCCGUGGCAACAACGCCGAGCACGCCUUCGACGUCGCUCCCGACUACGAGAGCUACCAGUUCACCAAGCUUGACCACACCAGCGAGGAGGACAAGAAGUUCGUCGAGGACAUGUGGGCGUGGGACAAGCCCAUCGAGGUCAACGGCAAGACCUACGAGUGGGCCGACGGCAAGGGCGCCGGUGGUGGGCCAAACGAAGACAGCGUCACCGGGUUCCUUGUGCGCUCAGCGUCAUCGAGAUGGGCCAAGAACUCUGUCUUAGCCGUUGAUGCCGGAACGCACUUAUCCGCCAUCACGCGCAUCUUGGAGAAGGACUUUCCCCUGGUGGCUCAGCACAAUCCCGGCACGCCACGGACGCAAUUCGAACAUGAGGAUUCUCAGGAUUCCCCCAGCCCUACGGACACUGGCUCUUCGAUGAUCGAAGCUUCUUCGCCAGGAACUGAGAGUUCGUUCCGGUCUUACUCGCCUCAACCGACCAUUACGACACUGAGCUCCGGCCCGUUUGCCGGCCUGCCUUUUCCGCAUGCUUCGGCACGAGCAAACGCCGUGCACGUAGUCCGAGAACAUGUGUCUACCUAUCUAAUCACUCACCCACAUCUCGACCAUCUAUCAGGCUUUGUCAUCAACACUGCUGCCUUUCACAACACGACUAGGCCAAAGCGCCUAGCAGCUCUCCCCUUUACCGUGAACUCUAUCAAAACCCAUAUCUUUAACGAUAUCAUUUGGCCGAACCUUACUGACGAGGAUGGAGGCGUCGGAUUCGUCACCUUUCAGCGACUGGCCGAGGGCGGAAAUAUUGCAUUAGGCGAAGGACCUGGUAGGGGUUAUAUUGAAGUGUGCGAUGGUCUAGGGGUAAAAGGCUUCAAAGUCAGCCACGGGCACUGCAUGACAGUUCAGAACCACAUACACCGGGGAAGCAGCGUGCAGUUCAACGACCCGAAUGCAAUGCAGGCAGCUACUAGUGGCGACGGCAGAUCCCUAUCGAUCUCUGGCCAGCCUUCACAACCAGGUACGCCCCAUUACACCGGCCACAAUACCUCGGCCCCGACCAUGGAUCCCACGAUACGACAAUGUGUUAUAGACAGCUCCGCCUACUUCAUCCGCACCGAGUCCGAGCGGUACAACUCCUCAUCACGCCCCCCUCCGGCACGAGAAAUCCUCAUCUUCGGCGACGUCGAGCCGGACUCCCUGUCCAUGUCACCGCGCACCGCAAACGUGUGGGCAGAAGCCGCACCCAAGAUCGCCUCCGGCGUCCUCAAAGGCAUUUUCAUCGAAUGCAGCUACACAGACUCGCAAGGCGACGCCGUACUCUUCGGACACCUCGCGCCACGACAUCUAAUCAACGAACUCCAGACGCUAGCCGACAUGGUGCGCGAGGCACGCAAGGAGCUCGAGCGCGAGCGCGAAGAACACCGCAAAGCACGUAAACGCAAGCGCGCCAGCUACGCCAUGCGCGACUACCUGGACACGCCUAGCGGGACGCCCACGCCCGCAGCGCUGGACCCAACGCAGCAGCCGAUCUUCCCGCAGCUGAUUCUGCCAACGGACGCGGAGGCAUGCUCGCGCGCGCACACGCACACGCACGCGAUGACGUCGCCGCCGCCAAUGUCAACGUCCAUGCCCAUGCCGCACGCGCUGUCGCCCGCCGUGCUGGACCCGCACACGGCGGCGCCAGUGAGCGCGGCCGCACGCCUCGCCCAGCAGCAACUGCAGCAGCUGUCGGCGGGGGCGCCGCUGCGCGGCUUGCGCGUCAUUGUGAUUCAUGUCAAGGACACGCAUACGGAUGGGCCGUUGGUUGGGGAGGCGAUUCUGGCAGAGUUGGAGGCGCAUGAGCGCCGUUUGGCUGAGGGGGGGAGGCCGCUCGGCUGCGAGUUUGCGGUUAGUAGGCAUGGGGGGAGUUAUUGGUUUUAGUGCGUGUGUGUGUGGGUGGUUUUCUUGGUGGAGUGGAGUGCGUGGGUGGGUGCUCUGGCCGGAUUUGUGGUAACUUGUGGAUGGCGGGUUGGGCGGACGGACGGAUAUACUGAUGUAUGCAUGUAUUAUUACCGCCAGCGACGCGCGCGCGCGCGCGCGGGUCGUUGGUCCGUCGGAUGUGUUUGUGGGGGCUUCGUUUCGCUGCUUGUCUAUCUAUCUAUCUAUCUGUAUACAAAUAAACGGACGGAAAGGAAGGACGGGAGAGAGGAAAGGAUAGGAACACGCAUUUCUGGCUGGUACAGGCCCAUUAAGCACAGGGGUUGGGAGCAUUCGAAUGGAUGGACUGGGCUGGUUGCUAGAUAU
Molecule: messenger RNA, 3435 nt
Organism: Aplosporella prunicola CBS 121167
Lineage: Eukaryota; Fungi; Ascomycota; Dothideomycetes; Botryosphaeriales; Aplosporellaceae
Exons: 6
Coding region: 118-3072 (984 amino acids)
Biological process (GO): translational elongation; cAMP catabolic process; negative regulation of glucose mediated signaling pathway
Molecular function (GO): translation elongation factor activity; 3',5'-cyclic-AMP phosphodiesterase activity; 3',5'-cyclic-GMP phosphodiesterase activity
Source: RefSeq, a predicted model, not a curated record